AUGUCCAACUCCGUCCUGGGCUUCUCUCCGUGGGGCCGGAGACGGCCCAGCCUCUCUCUGUCUCUCUCGCGAGAGGCCAUCCCCGACAGCUCGGGCAGCCCUCCCGACGAGCCCGUCCCGCCCCCGCCGUCCUCCCGCCUGCUGUCGUCGUCGCUCGGCUCGUCCCAGGGACUCAGAGGGCCCAUCCGCUCCUACAUUCAUGCGUCUAUGCGAGAGCAGCUGGUGCCCGUCGAUAGCAGUCAGAACGCCCGCACCGUGCGCGAAGACACGGCCGAGCUGGCGAGCUACCUGCUGUCUGACGGCGCGGCUCAGCGGAGGCCGUCCUUCUUGCAGCGAUCACGACCAUCGGUCCAGGAUCUGUUUGCGCUAGAACAUGACAGCAGUGAGCCCACAGACGAUGACGCCGGUGCCUCUCACACAAUCCUCGAGCUGUCAGAGCCAACAUCGCCGGAGAGCGAAGCGGAUAACACGGGAGAAGACAGCGACGGGCCGUCGGUGCUGUCCAACCUUCUCAGGAGGUCCCCCCCAGACUCGGUGACUACCGACGCGCCCAUAUCGACCGAUAGUCGGCAAGCCGGGCCGAAGCCGCAGCGGCGCGCGUCCCUUCAAGCCGAACCUCGACAUUGCGCAGACAAUGCUCAAGCCGAAGUGACCGAAGACACGCCGCUGUUGAGCGAGACCACGUCCCAGGACGCCUUCGGCGACGUUGCCGACAUUGAAGGGCAAAAGCGUUCCCACGGGCUCAGGUGGUUGGGCAGGUUGGUCGAGCGCGGCCGCCAGGUCGAAGAGCGCGCCCUUCACGCUGUCGCGGUGACGGCCAACCCGCGCCAUUGGGAUCGAAGAGCCAUAUGGCAGAAUGCGGUUCUGAGUCCAGCCUCGUGUCUCCCUGCUGUCCUUGUUGGGCUUCUCCUUAAUGUUCUAGACGCCCUGUCCUACGGCAUGAUAUUAUUUCCUCUCGGAAAGCCCAUCUUUGCCCAUCUAGGAUCGGCCGGUCUCUCGAUAUACUACGUCAGCACAAUCGUGUCCCAGGUCAUCUUCUCAUCCGGGAGCAUCUUCAAAGGAGCCGUUGGAUCGGAGCUGAUCGAGGUUGUUCCAUUCUUCCACAACAUGGCCCUGAAAAUCAUGGACACUGUCGGCCCGGAAAAUCCAGAAGCAGUGAUUGCGACCACCAUCGUGGCUUACGCCGCCAGUUCUAUGAUGACAGGGCUCGUCUUCUAUCUCAUGGGCAGGUUCAAGUUCGGCUUCAUGGUCGGCUUCAUCCCGAGGCACAUCUUGAUUGGCUGCAUUGGCGGCGUCGGCUGGUUUCUCAUUGCAACCGGCUUCGAGGUCUCUGCGCGCCUCGACGGAAGCCUCGAGUAUAACCUCGACACGUUGGUCAAGCUCACACAGUCCGACACAGUCCUGCUGUGGGUGUUUCCCCUCGUCUUGUCAAUCGCUCUCUUCUAUGGCCAGUCGAAAGUGCGAUCCAAGUAUUUCCUGCCGCUCUACAUCCUCGCCAUACCCUUGGUCUUUUACAUAUUCGUCGUGUCCAUCGACGCUCUGAAUGCCGACAGCUUGCGCGAUGACGGUUGGAUUUUCAAUGGCCCACCACCGGGAGAGCCUUGGUGGUAUUUCUACACCCUGUACAGAUUUGACUUGGUACACUGGGGGGCUGUCGCCGAAGUGAUUCCUGCGAUGCUGGCCCUGACCUUCUUUGGCAUUCUCCACGUCCCCAUCAACGUUCCGGCUCUUGCGCUCAACUGCGGCGAGGACAAUGCGGACCUGGACAGGGAGCUGAAGCUUCAUGGCUUUUCCAACUUCCUGUCGGGGUGCUGCGGUAGCAUUCAGAACUACCUGGUGUACGCCAAUACCGUCUUCUUCAUCCGCUCCGGAGGCGACAGGCGGCUUGCGGGUUUCAUGUUGGCUGCCCUGACGGUAGGCAUGAUGAUGGUUGGUCCUUCCAUCAUCGGUUUCAUCCCAGUGAUGAUGGUGGCGACCCUGAUAUUUGAUCUCGGCUUUGAGCUGUUGCUGGAGGCUGUCUGGCUUCCGCGGAAGAAGCUCAAGUUGGCCGAAUAUCUCACCGUCAUUGUCAUUGUCCUGGUCAUGGGAAUCUACGACUUUGUCGUUGGCAUCGGCGUUGGGAUUCUGUUGGCGUUUGUGUCGCUAAUCAUUCAGACGUCGAGGGUGUCGGCAAUCAGGGGCGCGUAUGGCGGAGAUGUCGUCACCUCUACCAUCUACAUCAUCAAGCUCACAGGGUACCUAUUUUUUGGCACCGUCGUCAGCGUCGACGAGAAAAUCCGCGCCAUCUUGGAUGACCAGGCGUUUGCGAGGAAACCCAUCAAGUUUGUCAUAUUGGACAUGUGGCACGUCAGCGGCCUGGAUUACUCGGCCGGCGAGGCGUUCAACACCAUCAGCCGACUUUUACAUGGCAAAGGCGUUCUCUUCGUCCUCAGCGGCGUGGAUGACGAGAGCCAGUUGGGGCAAAAUCUUCGCGCCGUCGGUCUCGGGACGGAUGAGAUUGAGGUGUUGAUGCUGCCGACUCUCAACUCGGCGCUGGAGAGUUGCGAAAAUGAGCUUCUGAAGACGCUUUACGCCAGGCAGCAAGAGCUGAAUUCAACCAAGAAGAAACCCACCACAAGUCUCGACGUUCCCACGGGCGCGGAAGCGUCGGCUUUUUCGUCGUUUGAUCCACCCUUCAACUCGCCUCGACGAAGCCAUCAGGUCGAGGCGGCGCGCGAGGCGCUCACCAGCGUCGAAAUCCAGCGCCCGACAAGAUGGCAGAGCUUCCAGGAGCCACUGCGUCUCAUGCUCCAGGUUUUCCAGGGGCUCAGCGACAAGAAUGAGGACUUUUGGUUUCAGGCGACGGCCUACUUUAAACGCCAGGAAUGCGCCGCGGGGACGGUCCUCUUCCGACGUGGAGAGCAGGCCAAGGGCUUCUAUCUGGUCGAGAGCGGCAUAGUGCGCGCCGAAUACGACCUUCCGCAGGGAUGGCUGUGCGAGAGCAUCGUGGCAGGGACGACUUGCGGGGAGCUGCCAUUCUUCUCGGAAACGGAACGGACGGCGACAGUGCAGGUGGAUCGAGAUAGCGUGCUUUGGGUGAUGAACCGCGAGAGCUGGCUGAAGAUUCAAAAGGAGAAGCCGGAGGUGGCGCGAGAGUUGUUGAGGCUUUCGCUGAAGCUGACAAGCGAGCGCAUGAGCUCCAUUACAUCGCAUAUGCUGGCCAUGGCAGGAUAG
This is a messenger RNA of Hirsutella rhossiliensis, 3213 nucleotides long. Its product is annotated as sulfate permease family domain-containing protein. Bases 1 to 3213 code for a protein of 1070 amino acids. The record is from RefSeq and is a predicted model, not a curated record. NCBI's taxonomy places the organism in Eukaryota, Fungi, Ascomycota, Sordariomycetes, Hypocreales, Ophiocordycipitaceae. Gene Ontology annotation, cellular component: membrane. The transcript is spliced from 6 exons.